AUGUCACGUCCUAUGAUGAUACCGACCUUAAGCCCAAAAUUUUUUUUCGGUCUCACUACUCAAGUGAACGGCAAUUGUUUAUUUCUAAAUGAAAAUGAAAUCGUCUAUCCAGCGUCUGGUGUCCUCGUUAUUUACAACACUGCUCAUCAUAAACAAAAAUAUAUACACCUGGCCGAACCACAAAAAGUCAUCACUGCUAUGGCCCUCUGCAUUAACAAAAACGUUAUAGCUGUGGCAGAAAAAGGUGACAAGAAGAAACCUACCAUCAGUAUUUAUGACCUGGACUCAAUGAAACGAAAAAAACUACUAACCGUGUUAACGGAUUUGAAAACCGAUAAUUUCAUUAAUAUCAAAUUCUCAUUUGAUGAUACUUAUUUGGCAGCCCUCACUAAUGGACCGGAUUUUAUGAUGUACUACUACAAUUGGGAAAAUUCAAAAAUCGAGAGCUACGUGAAAGCUAGCAACCCUCCAAAUGCCGAAGGACCAGUGUUAGACAUGGCCUUAAAUCCAUCCGACAAUACUAUAUGCUGUUUUGUUGGUAAAGGGCUAUUCCGGCUAGUCACUAUCAGUGAUUCUAUUUGGCGGCAGUAUGGUUUUCAAAAAGCCGACAACUUGGAUUUUUCCACUGUAUGUUGGUUGAACGGUGAUAGGAUUUUAGCUGGUACUAUGGAUGGUCGUAUAAUAAUAGUAGAGAAUGGAGAGCUUAUAGCUAUGUACAACGUUAAAACAAUGAUGGAUUUUGAUCCAAAAAAUAGAAUAAAAGCUCCUUUAGACGUAGUUCCCUUAUCAAAAGAAAGUAAUCAACGAAUGGACAUAAGAUGCUGUAUUCCGAUCAAGAUAGGUUUAAUAUUCGUAUUUGGCGAUUCCUGUGUUUAUUACUACGAAAAAACUAAUCACAGAUACAAAAGACGAAAUGAAUUCUUGAAGCAAACUGACUCAAACUUAAAUGCUCUGGAUACCGAUAGACCUAUGCAUAACAUAGAGACACUGUCUAUAAGUCCAAAAAACCUAAAAAUGAUUUGUGUUACAAGGAGGUCUCAAUUGUUUUGGGCACCGUUGGCUGAAAUUCCAGACACAUAUAUGAACGCACAGAAUAUUGUUUACUUUAAGCCUCUUGGUGAAGACUUGCAUCAUGGUGGUAUCUCCAGCUUGUCAACGUGUAAAUGGAAACCAAUAUUCAUAACUUGUGGCAAGGUUGACCACACCAUUAGGGUUUGGAACUAUUUGAAUUGUUCAUUAUUACUGUCACAACAAUACCAAGAAGAUGUGUUUAGUGUUUCACUACACCCUUCUGGGUUAUAUUCCGUAGCCGCGUUCACGGGGAAAGUCGAGUUCCAAUUGGUGCACACAGAAGGUCUGAAAUCGUGGAGAGAGUUCGCUGUGACGAGUUGUAACUUGACCGAAUUUAGUACGUCCGGUCACAUGUUUGCUUUAGCUAACCAAUUCGACGUUGAUGUGUAUUGUUCGGUGAAAUUUGAAAAAAGGUUUACGUACAAAGGACAUUCAAGUACGAUCACGGCUAUGGUAUGGGCACCAAACGAUAUGAAACUAGUCACGUGUGGAAUAGAUGGUGCUAUUUACGAAUUCAAUACAAGGACUGGUGAAAGGGACAUGGAUAUCGUACAUUCUAAAACGAUUUAUAUGGAUUUGGCCAUUUCAAACGACACUAAUCAGAUUUUCCCAGCUGCUCAAGAUGGUCGAUUCAAAGAAAUAAAUAAUCAAUCCGUGGUCCGUGAUAUAGACUUGCACCAAGGUGCAUUAGACGCGAUAGUUUUGUCAAGAUCAGAUUUAAUUCUAUUCGUAGCAGGUCAAAAUGGUGUUGUGUUAUCAUUAAUGUUACCUAUCAUGGCUGAAAUCAAACACAAAGAGUUUAAUAUGCACAACAAGAAUAUUACAAAGAUGAGUAUGACAAUUGAUGAUUCAAACUUGAUCACCUGUUCGUCAGAUGGGAGUAUAUGUAUAUGGGAAAUUAAGGAUGCUGAAGGCAAAAAGGUUAUUUUAAAUGACCAAUUCGCAUAUUCUGAUGAUAUUCUAGUGAACGCUUUGGAGUUAAAGAACAAAAUCGAAAAUAUGGCAGAACUUAAAAUGAGAGUAAAUGAGUUGGAAAGGGAAAGCAAAUAUCAAAUUACUCAACUUAUAAAAUCUAAAGAACAACAGAUCCAGGAAUUGAAUAAUAACCAUUCGAUCGUUAUGAAAAUAUUGGAAAAUAAAAAUACGGAAAUAACUAAAAAACACAUGGCUGAUAAGAGUAGGUUAGAAAUGGAACUAAACCUUUUAAAAGAUUCACAUGCUCAAGAGUUGGAAGAAUUGGAAGCUAAUUAUAAUGAAAAACUCUUAUACGAAUACGAAAAAUAUGACACACUUCAAAAUGAGUUAAUUAAAACUAACUCGGAAUUGGAAAAAGAUAUGAACAAAUCUGAAUUUGAACAAAACGAAAAAUUACAGAAAAUAGUAGAUCAAUUUAAAAUAAAACUUAAUGAAAAAGAUGAAAAUAUUGUAAAAUUAAAAGAACAAUUGAUUAAAGAUAAACAAAGUAUGUCUGAUCGUAUGUGUAAAAUCGAAGAGGACGCAGAUCGGGAAGUAUUGGAAAAAAAGGCUGACUUUGUGAAUAAAUUGAGAGAAUUGAAAAAAAUUAAUUUAAAUCUUAGAGGCGAACUUGGAUCAUACAAAAUGAAAGCUAAAGCAGCGUCAAAGGAAGCAGAAGACUUGGGUGGUCUAAUUGAAAAAUACGAAGAGGAUAUAACUCAGCUGAAAGUAUCAGUCAAGAUCGAAGAACAGACAAUCUUAGGCCUUAAGAAGCAAAUACAAGUUCGUGACGAUAUUAUAGAGCAAAAGGAAUCGCGGAUUUUCGAGGAGAAACUUAAAAUGAAAGAUAUAGAAAAACAAUUGUUGCUGAUGAAAGAAAAUGUUAGUGAACUAGAACAAACGGUCGAGCCAUUAAUAAUGGAAAUUCAAGAUAAAAAAAAAACUAUUGAAGACAUGGAAUCGGAAAUGUUAGGUAUGACAGCAGUGGUAAAGCAAAUGCAAUUACGCUUAUCCGAACAGCGUGACAGAUUGAAGGCGUGUGGCCUGGAGCUCGAUAAAAAAGAACAGACAAUCCGAGAGGUCAACCGAAUUGUAAAAAACAUUCAAGUUGAUAUCCACUCGGCCAGUGAACAUUAUCAAAAUUCGGCAAAGCUAAAAGCCGCAGUUAAAGAUUUGUUUAUUAAAUAUGGAAAUACAAAAACAUUUGAAGUAUCUAAAGGUGAAGAGUUUGACACCAGAAUGGAGUUUACAAGACAGCGGCAAUUUUUAGAACAGUCCAUUAUCAGCUUAAAAAAACGUGUAAAUGCGUGUGAAAAAAAAAACAAUUCCUAUAACAAACUUAUGGAUGAAAAUAUAACCCUCAUUGAUACAAUCAAUAAAUUAAGACAAGAACUCAAGGCAAACUCUAAGAAAUAUAACAACUUAAAAUUAAUUUUUAAAAUUAAAGAAAGUAAAAACCAAAUUACUAAACAUUAAACAAGUUAAAAAUAACAAUCUUCAGAAAUAGAAAGCUGUGACAAAUUUAGAUGCAGUUGAAUAAUAGCAUAAGGAACAUAAUUUAUCGCCAAUUAAAACAAAUUUUGAAUAUUUUAUUUUAUUGUAAUGCUGUUGUUAGUAGUGGUUAAUAUUUAAUGUUUAUUUGAUUUUAGUCUUUAGAAAUAAUAGAACAUAAUAGAAUAUAUUUUACUGACUGAACAAAAAUAUGUAAGUAAUAUAACACUUAUUAUAAUAUCUUGAUUUUUUUAUUUUAUAUAAUCGCAAUUUAUAAGUAUAUAAAUAUGAAGUUAAGUAAAUUUUAAAACAAAUUUAAUAUAAUGCUAUAUUUUGCCAUCUUUAUAUUACUUAUGCAAUUUUAUACUUUACUUUAGUGACUAGUUUAAAUAAAAUAAAUAUUAGUUAAGUACUGUCUUUAUAUUAACAGUCUCCAUUCUCUACAUUAAUGCAUUAUAAUGAUCAUAUUAAUAUAUAUUUUUAUUUUUUAAAUAGUUAAAUUAAUUAUUUAAUAAUAUGUUCAAUUAAAUACGAUCAAUUUGAAUAUUUUCUUUAAAAUAGUUAGAAUUUACAGUGUACAGGAAGACCUGACAGAUGAAAUAACUUUUGUUCUAUUCAAUAUUUUAAAAUUUUUUUUAUAUAUCUUUUUAAUAGUUUAGUGCUACACGUAUAAUAUAAAAAAAAUUAUUUUUAUUUUUUAAUACUGAAAAUAAAAAAAAACUUAUUUCUAAAUCUGAUUAUAAGAACAAUUUUAAUGCAAAAAAACAUCUAUCUAAGUCAAGUAGUUUAUUUUUUAGAAUUUUUUAUAGUAAAUUAAUUUAGAACGUAACAACUUUUUUUAUAAUAUUUUUUGACCUAAGUAUAUUUCUUAAAUUAUUUAUUAACCAAAUA
Molecule: messenger RNA, 4407 nt
Organism: Metopolophium dirhodum (rose-grain aphid)
Lineage: Eukaryota; Metazoa; Arthropoda; Insecta; Hemiptera; Aphididae
Gene: tous
Product: cilia- and flagella-associated protein 57
Exons: 15
Coding region: 1-3501 (1166 amino acids)
Molecular function (GO): protein binding
Source: RefSeq, a predicted model, not a curated record